AUGUCUGUUAUAGGUGAAGGCGAGUCACCGACGAACGCGAAGAACGCUGCUGUUACUGCUGCAUGGAGGGGCUCCAAGGUACCCGGUGUGAGCAAGAGGUCUGAUGGACUGGUGGCCUUGGACUCGAGCGUUUCAAUGGAUGACUGGGUCAUUGGAGUUGUUCCGGAGGACGAGCUUAGUUCAUUUCCCAAGUGGGAGCCGUGUGAACGCCGGCAGUCGCACUGCGAUUCCGGUUAA
Colletotrichum spaethianum is the source of this 237-nucleotide messenger RNA. RefSeq lists its product as uncharacterized. Bases 1 to 237 code for a protein of 78 amino acids. The record is from RefSeq and is a predicted model, not a curated record. NCBI's taxonomy places the organism in Eukaryota, Fungi, Ascomycota, Sordariomycetes, Glomerellales, Glomerellaceae. The transcript has a single exon.